Molecule: messenger RNA, 2025 nt
Organism: Hypomesus transpacificus
Lineage: Eukaryota; Metazoa; Chordata; Actinopteri; Osmeriformes; Osmeridae
Gene: gsr
Product: glutathione reductase
Exons: 13
Coding region: 27-1538 (503 amino acids)
Biological process (GO): cellular response to oxidative stress; cell redox homeostasis; glutathione metabolic process
Cellular component (GO): cytosol; mitochondrion
Molecular function (GO): glutathione-disulfide reductase (NADPH) activity; NADP binding; flavin adenine dinucleotide binding
Source: RefSeq, a predicted model, not a curated record
UCCGGUGGUAUGUGGGCUUCCUGGUUAUGGCAAUAAUAAAACAGAUUACCCUGACUCAAGAUCUGCUUUUGAUUCUUCGGCAAUCUCUCUCACCUUCUUUCAGACAUAAAGUUAUUCGUCGGAGCAUGGCCUCAGACUCAGCAACCCGAUUCGAUUUUCUCGUGAUAGGUGGUGGAUCUGGAGGGUUGGCGGGUGCGCGGAGGGCAGCGGAGCUCGGAGCAACCACGGCCGUCAUCGAGAGUCACAAACUCGGAGGUACCUGCGUCAAUGUUGGUUGUGUACCUAAGAAGGUUAUGUGGAACGCUGCAGUCCACGCAGAGUAUUUGCAUGAUCAUGCUGACUAUGGGUUUGAAGGUGGACAUGCUCAUUUCAGCUGGGAAACUAUAAAGGCUAAAAGGGACGCAUACAUUAAUAGGCUGAAUCAAAUUUAUCGCAACAACCUUGACAAGGCAGAAAUUGAGACAAUUCAGGGUCAUGCCAGGUUCACGGAUGACCCUGAACCUACUGUGGAAGUUAAUGGGAAGAAAUACACAGCUCCUCACAUCCUCAUAGCCACUGGAGGGUGCCCUUCUGUCUUGAAUGACAAGGAAGUUCCAGGGGCAAGUCUUGGUAUCACCAGUGAUGGCUUUUUUGAAAUUGAAAGCCUUCCUAAGCGCAGUGUCAUAGUGGGGCGCGGGAUAUAUAUUGCUGUGGAAAUGGCAGGCAUCCUUUCGACGCUGGGCUCCAAAACAUCCGUCAUUUGUCGAACAAACAGCGGUAAGGAGCAUUUCGACUCUGUGAUAAGCUCUAAUUGCACUAAAGAAUUGCAGAACUCUGGCAUAGAGUUGUGGAAGAAUACUCAGGUGAAGUCUGUGAGUAAAACAGACAAGGGUCUGGAGGUUACACUUGUCACCAAAGAUCCAGAGAAGAAGAACGAUGAGGAAAAGCUUGGAACCAUCCAGGAAGUAGACUGUCUGCUAUGGGCCAUUGGUCGAGAGCCCAACACUGCUGGGCUUAACCUUAGCCAGAUGGGUGUGGAUAUAGAUGAGAAGGGCCACAUUGUGGUUGACGAGUACCAGAACACCAACCGCCAGGGCAUCUACGCUGUGGGAGAUGUGUGUGGCAAAGCCCUCCUAACACCUGUGGCCAUUGCUGCGGGCAGGAAGCUGGCACACAGACUGUUUGAGGGACAGACAGAAUCUAAGGUGGACUACUCCAACAUUCCGACAGUAGUGUUCAGCCACCCACCCAUCGGCACGGUGGGACUCACGGAAGAGGAAGCUGUUAAAAUCAGAGGAAAAGAAAAUAUAAAGACAUACACAACCUCAUUCACCCCCAUGUACCAUGCAGUCACCACCAGAAAGACUCAGUGUGUCAUGAAACUGGUGUGUGAGGGCAAGGAGGAGAAGGUAGUUGGCCUUCAUAUGCAGGGCAUGGGCUGUGACGAGAUGCUGCAGGGCUUUGCAGUUGCCAUGAAGAUGGGAGCUACCAAAGCCGAUUUUGACAAGACUAUUGCGAUUCACCCCACCUCUUCUGAGGAGCUGGUGACGAUGCGUUAGCCUGAUGUUCACUACUGACAUUCUUCCUCUGGCACCAGUACAGAUCAUCAUACCAGGACAGAGGGACCUGACCUCUUCCCAUGACAACUGCUUGACGAAUCAUUGUACAAGGAGAAGCUCUGUACUUCCAUUUUCUCUCAUUCAAGUGAUGUUUGUUGUGCUCUGUGUUUUUGACUCAUUUUUAAACAAUAACCUAUAUGGACCAAUUGAGCAACUGCUUUCUUCAACUGUACUGUGGAUGUGAAAGCAGGGCUUAUUAAUUAAUCAACGAUGCUAGUUUAUUUUCGAUUGAUUGUGAAAUGGAAGUGAAGGAUCUAUCAUCAUUGUUGUCAAGUCAUUGCUUAGGGUGGUAAGAUCUCUCUAUCCUAGUGUAUAUCACCACAAUCAUAAGUCUUCAAUGAACACCCACCAAUUACUAUUACUACAGCUACUGCUUUAUCACAACUGUAUUGUAUUGAUUUAAUAAACCAGAAUUUUUUCUCAAGUA